Molecule: messenger RNA, 5950 nt
Organism: Eublepharis macularius
Lineage: Eukaryota; Metazoa; Chordata; Lepidosauria; Squamata; Eublepharidae
Gene: KIF16B
Product: kinesin family member 16B
Exons: 28
Coding region: 48-4997 (1649 amino acids)
Biological process (GO): microtubule-based movement
Molecular function (GO): phosphatidylinositol binding; ATP binding; microtubule binding
Source: RefSeq, a predicted model, not a curated record
CGGGAGGGAGCCAGGCGGGCAGCUGCGGGCCGGGCCGGGGCCGCGCCAUGGCCUCGGUGAAGGUGGCGCUCCGAGUCCGGCCGCUGGACCGCAGGGAAAAGGAUCUGGGUGCUAAAUUUAUUAUUUCCAUGGAGAAAAAUAAAACAGCAAUUACAAACAUGAAGAUACCGGAAGGAGGAACUGGAGAUAUGGGAAGAGAACGGACUAAAACGUUUACCUAUGAUUUCUCGUACUUCUCGGCAGAUGCUAAAAGUCCAAACUAUGCAUGCCAGGAAAUGGUUUUCAAGGACCUUGGUACAGAUGUCCUCAAAUCUGCCUUCGAAGGUUAUAAUGCUUGUAUUUUUGCAUAUGGACAGACUGGAUCCGGGAAGUCUUACACAAUGAUGGGAAAUGCUGGGGAUGCUGGUUUAAUACCUCGUAUUUGUGAAGGACUGUUCAACCGAAUCAAUGAGAAAACGAGAUGGAAUGAAGCCUCUUUUCGUACAGAGGUCAGCUACUUGGAAAUUUACAACGAACGUGUCAGAGACCUAUUAAGGCGCAAAUCUUCAAAAACAAAUAACUUAAGAAUCCGUGAGCAUCCAAAAGAAGGCCCUUACGUAGAAGACUUGUCUAAACACUUAGUACAAAAUUAUUGUGACGUAGAAGAACUCAUGGAAGCAGGAAACAUAAAUCGGACGACCGCUGCGACUGGAAUGAACGAUGUCAGCAGUCGAUCCCAUGCUAUUUUCACGAUCAACUUCACUCAGGCGAAGUUCGACACUGAAAUGCCGUGCGAGACGGUUAGCAAGAUACAUUUGGUUGACCUUGCUGGAAGCGAGAGAGCAGAUGCCACUGGGGCUACGGGCGUUAGAUUAAAAGAAGGAGGAAAUAUUAACAAAUCCCUCGUGACGCUAGGAAAUGUCAUUUCUGCCUUAGCUGAUUUAUCUCAGGAUGCUGCGAACUCUCUUAUAAAGAAGAAGCCAGUCUUUGUGCCUUACAGGGAUUCUGUCUUGACGUGGCUUUUGAAAGAUAGCCUAGGAGGAAACUCGAAAACAAUAAUGAUUGCCACUAUUUCACCAGCCGACGUCAAUUACGGGGAAACCUUAAGUACCCUUCGCUAUGCAAACCGGGCUAAAAACAUCAUUAACAAGCCAACCAUCAAUGAAGAUCCAAAUGUCAAGCUGAUCCGUGAGCUCCGAGCGGAAAUAGCCCGACUGAAAGCUCUGCUCGCUCAGGGGAAUCAGAUUGCGCUUCUGGAUUCUCCGACAGCUUUAAGUAUGGAAGAGAAACUUCAGCAAAACGAAGCAAGGGUGCAAGAGCUUACCAAAGAAUGGACCAAUAAGUGGAAUGAAACCCAAAAUAUUCUAAAAGAGCAAACUUUAGCUCUGAGGAAAGAAGGAAUUGGGGUGGUGUUAGACUCUGAGCUGCCUCAUUUAAUCGGCAUCGACGAUGAUCUUCUCAGCACGGGGAUCAUCUUGUAUCACUUGAAGGAAGGUCAAACACAUGUUGGCAGAGAAGAUGCUAUGGCAGAGCCGGAUAUUGUCCUUCACGGCCUUGACCUGGAAAGUGAACACUGCAUUUUUGAACAUUAUGACGGAACCGUUACUUUAAUACCAUUCCGAGGAGCGCAGUGUUCUGUCAACGGAGUUCUGGUAACAGAGGCAACGCAACUCAACCAAGGUGCUGUUAUAUUGCUUGGGAGAACAAAUAUGUUUCGUUUCAAUCAUCCCAAGGAAGCAGCUAAACUGAGAGAAAAAAGAAAGAGUGGACUGCUUUCUUCCUUCAGUUUAUCCAUGUCGGAUCUUUCAAAAUCUUGUGAAAACCUCUCUGCAGUCAUGUUGUAUAAUCCGGGUCUUUUCCCUGUAAAAGGACCAAUCUGUCUAAGAUUAGAGUUUGAGAGGCAGCAACGAGAAGAAUUAGAAAAAUUAGAAAGUAAAAGAAAGCUCAUAGAAGAAAUGGAGGAAAGACAAAAGUCAGGCAAGGCUGAACUAGAGAGGAUGCAGCAAGAAGUGGAGUCCCAGCGCAAGGCAACGGAAAUCGUUCAGCUGCAGAUCCGAAAACAAGAGGAGAAUCUCAAGAAGAGAAGCUUCCACAUCGAAAGCCGGAUGAAGGACUUGCUUGCAGAAAAGGAGAAGUUUGAAGAAGAGAGAUUACGUGAGCAGCAAGAAAUAGAGCUUCAGAAGAAGAAGCAGCAAGAAGAAAUUUUUGUGAGAGUGAAAGAGGAACUGCAGCGGUUGCAAGAGCUCGGUCAGAAUGAAAAGGCGGAAAAAAUGCAGAUUUUCCGAGAAUUGGAAAAGCUUAAAAAGGAAAAAGAAGAACAGUAUCUCAAGUUGGAAAUGGAGAAAAAGAGGCUCGAGGAGCAGGAAAGAGAGCAAGUAAUGUUGGUGGCACACCUGGAAGAGCAGCUCAGAGACAAGCAAGUCAGGAUCCAGGUGCUUAAAAGAGGAGACAUGCAGAGGGUGGAAGAAGAGAAGAAGGACCUGGAAGACAUUCGAGAGUCUCUCCUGCGAGUCAAAGAAGCCCGACCAGAAGGCGAUGAAGACUGUGAAGAGCUGGAAAAGGCACAGCAUAAGUUUAUGGACUUCAAGAGGAAGCAGUUGGAAAAACUCAUCAGUUUGGAGCGAGACUUGGUUCGACAAAGGGAUCAUCUGGAAAAAGAGGUCGUUGAUGAGCAUGAAAGUUUGGGUUGCUUGAAGCACCUACAGCAUGUGAAUCUCGAGAAACGUGAGGGAAAGGCCAUCAAUACUGCCUUAGAUGUCGAAGAAGGUAGCAAAAUAAAAUCUGAAUAUUGGCUGCAGCAGAGAGAGGAGCUGCUUCAGCACUUGACAAAUAAUCAUUUACCAGCUUUGUUGGAGGAAAAGCAAAGAGCCUCUGAAGUACUGGACAGAGGCCUGCAAAGCUUGGACAAUACUCUUUACGAAGUCGAGAAAGAAAUGGAAGAGAAAGAAGAACAGCUUGCUCAGUACAGGGCCAGCGCCAGCCAGCUCCGGCAGCUUCAAGAAACGUUUGAAUUUACUGCCAACAUAGCUCGCCAAGAAGAGAAAGUUCGGAAAAAGGAGAAAGAAAUCCUUGAGUCAAGGCAGAAACAGCAAAGAGAGGCGCUGGAGAAAGCUGUAGCUAAACUGGAAAGGCGGCACUCAGCCCUGCAGCAGAGUUCCACCCUAGACCUGGAAAUGGAAGAGCAAAGGCAGAAACUUGCAACUUUGAACAGCAGCUGCAGCGCCGAGCAGGCUGGCCUCCAAGCUACCAUAGAGGCAGAACAAAAAGCCCUAGAGCAAGACCGAGAACGAUUGGACUUGCAAAUACAGCAGCUGAAGCAGAAGAUAUGCGACGGUGACCGAGUUGAAAAGGAGCAUAUUGGAAACAUAGAAGAGAAGCUGUCUCAUAACCGUUCACCUCCUAACACAACAAACACACCAUCCCAUCUUAUUCCAUCAGUUGAUGAUAGAAUAAAUGCCUUUAUUGAAGAAGAAGUUCAGAGACGUCUUCAAAAUGUUCACUACACUUCUGUAGAGGACAAUAACAGCCUAUUCCAGUCUAUGGAAUGUUUAAAAGAUAACGAGAAGUUUCCGAACUGCCCUGGUCAGCGCAAGCUGAAGUAUGAGAAAAGAGAGCGUUCCUUGCCCCUUUAUGGCUUUCGCCCUGUGUCUAAUGAGGACAGCCAUUGCUAUAACCUGAUUGGUGAAGAUACAAGAACAGCAGGUGUCAGUGAGCGGGACAAAAGCCGGAACACAUUUAAUCCUAAUUGGGGAAGAAUCUUGCCGUUCUGCAUGACUCAAGGAGAUUCAAAUAAAAGGAGGCAGUUAGGGCAGGAAUACGUCGACUGGCUGUGCGGCAGUGAACGUGAUUUGGAUCAACCCAGAACCAUUAACAGGGAGAGAAGUUUUUCUGAGCAUCUCACAGAUUCUUUUCCUCAGACUCAGGAGGGAGGCGGAAAGAUUCACUUGUCAGAAAAGCAGCUGGUAUUCUGUCGUUCCAGAAGACCAAGCCUGCGGGUUUCUUCUUGGGUAAAUGGUAGCUCAGAAACAGACCCGGAUUUUUCCCAUUUCCAUCAUAUGCCUGCCUCAGAAUCGUCCGCCUCUGCAAAAGGUCAGACUGGCUUUUGUUUUUUUCUUUCUCCUGGAGAUCAGAGCAACCAAAUAGCCAAAGCCUGUGGGCAGAUAGCCAAUCAGUAUGCAGGUGUGCGGUGUGCCACCCAAAGCCACCCCCCGGAUUCGGAUGCGCAAGCUCAGCCCGGUUACAGCCUGAACCAUCUCUACAGCGGAUUGGCCAGUGUUUACAGAGAUACCAGCUACCAAGUCCUUCGAAGCGGUUGGUUCUUCAAGCAGAUCCAAGGUCUCGUUGGCCUCUGUGGCAAGAAUGAGAAAUGUACUCAAGUGGCCUCAUUUAUUAAAAGCUUCCCAUUUGUGAGGAAAAUGCAGCUGAAUAGGCUUGUGGGUGGGGGCUUGAGUAGCUCUCAUUCGGCGGAUGGGAUCCUGACCGUUUCGCCAGAUGUUAGCCCAGGAUGUCUUGUGCAGGGAAAAGACGCGGUGGAAUUCUUGGAUUCAGAAGUCCCAGUCAAGCAAAUGAUCUGUCGCUCUGUUAGAACAAAUCCGGAUGACCUAAAGAAUCCAGUUAAAAUUAGUAUUCCACGCUACGUCCUCUGUGGACAAGGAAAGAAUGAGCACUAUGAAUAUGAAAUAAAGAUAACAGUCCUUGAUGAGACGUGGACGGUAUUCAGGCGGUACAGUCGCUUUCGGGAGAUGCACCAAACGUUAAAAUUAAAAUACCCAGAGCUGGCUACUUUAGAGUUUCCUCCGAAGAAGCUCUUCGGAAACAAGGAUGAACAAGUCAUUGCCGAACGGCGGAAUCACUUAGAGAAAUACCUCAGAAGCUUUUUUGGUGCAAUGCUGAACUCUGCGUCGUCCCCGCUGCACAUAAACAAAGAAGGCCUGGCCCUGUCCAAACAUACUGUUUGUGAAUUCUCAUCGUUCUUCAAGAAAGGCGUGUUUGACUACAGCAGCCACGGCACGGGUUAACGGACCAAGAGCAACCACUUUUCCUUGUCUUCCAUUCUGCUCCUUGACGUCUGCAGAAAAUGAAAAUUACAUUGGAUUGUUUUGCAUUCUGGGAAAAUUUCUAUCGCGAGCGCUGGCUGUUGGAAGCAAAUACAUAGCGCUACUUGGUUUAUUUGCUGCCGAUGGAAUGUGGAAACAGUUUGUUUCUGCAAGUUGAUUUGAGAAACGAUACCAAACUCUCAUGCUGUGUUUGGAGCCGCUCGCCAGCGAAAGUUCUUCCUUGCACAGGUUCUCAGGCAAUUUGUUACAGCCUUUCUCGUCUAUUCCCAAGUUACUUUGAUUGUGCCGACAGACAAGCCUUUCGCUGAAGCCGGUUUCCUGUUUUCUUUUGCUCCUUUUUGUUCUGAUUUUUGUCAGCUUGGAUGUGUGCCCUGUCGAUGCGUUUUCAUCCCAAGAACUUCAGCUGCUUGGUGAUGCCCCCGUUUGUCUUCCACGCAUUACCUUAAAUUUGAACGUUUACAAAAUAUACGCUGCAGAGGACUUGAAAUCUCUCAAGUUUCUGCGCUUGAUUACACAGCUGUGGGAUCCCUUGUCAUAUAUUUAAAAGAAAAGGAAGCAAUAGCUAUUUAAAAAAAUGAGGUCGGCUUUUUUUCAUUUUCUAGUUGCACGCAGAUUGCAACUGUAUAUUAUGUAUUAUACAAUGCUGACGGCUAGACUUAAAUAAAUGCGACAUGGAUUCUCUUUUUUUCCUUUUUUAAAGGAUGGCUUUUCCCUAAAAGUGUAACACUAGCUCGUUAACGUUCUUUGUUGCAAAAAAGAAGAAUGCUUUAAAACUUACUCAGGGCUUAUUUAGAAUUGCACAUGUAUAGAGGACUGCCGUGUUCCUUUGUAAAAACGUAGACUGAAAAAAUAUUGUGACCUAUAAUGGGGACAUGUUUAUGUUCUGUUCAUAAUAAAAAUUGAAAAGUGAAGUA